Molecule: messenger RNA, 2378 nt
Organism: Aplysia californica (California sea hare)
Lineage: Eukaryota; Metazoa; Mollusca; Gastropoda; Aplysiida; Aplysiidae
Product: suppressor of cytokine signaling 5
Exons: 2
Coding region: 374-2032 (552 amino acids)
Biological process (GO): phosphatidylinositol phosphate biosynthetic process; intracellular signal transduction
Cellular component (GO): phosphatidylinositol 3-kinase complex
Molecular function (GO): 1-phosphatidylinositol-3-kinase regulator activity
Source: RefSeq, a predicted model, not a curated record
CUACUUAGAGCAUAUGAAUACUGUUUCUCCAUGCAUUGUUAACAUUACACCGUAUGAGUAUGCAAUAUUGUGCAAUACUUGUAAAAGAACGAUUUUAUUCGGCUCAAGAAAGAUCAUGGCUUAGCGUUUUAAACAAAAUAGACGCACGUUUCCCACAUAAACAAAGACAGCAUAAAAUCUGGACGAAAAUCCUUUAUGUGUCAUCCAUUUCAGAACCAGGCCAAACCGUCAUCAUAACAAUACACACAUUUCACCAGCUCUAUCAUCGGGACAUUUUAAUUAAAUGCGGGUCAGCAAUUUGUUUUGGUCACAUAUCUGAAGUGGGGAUAUUUUCCAAUCGCCCACUUGCAAGAUCUAAAAUCCCAUUCCCAGGAUGGCUACAGCAUCUCUUGAAAGUCAAGGCAUCGUGGAGGAUGAGAAUAUUGAAGUAAAAGCAACUUCCAGUAUGUCUUCAGUGAGCAGCUCUUCCCAAGGAAGGAGUGUGCAGCAGAGAGAGAGUUCCAGUGUAGGCAAUCUGUAUACUUCUGUACCAUAUGGUUCUGGAGCUUCCAGUUCUCAACGUUCAUUGAGUCCAAACUCUGGCCUUGCUGUGCCGCAUGUGGCCACAUCAAGAUUGGCCUCUGUAGAGCUGAAAAAAGAUCUUAAUGAGCCCAACGCUAAGUCUCAGGCACAGAGCACGAGAGGACGUAGGUCUUCCAUUCGACCGUUUUUCUGUUGUGGAAGUGAAUUGUCACUUGUAAGUCUAGUGGAUGGAUUAGAAUUGAAAGAAAGUCAUCCUCAGGGUAAAAAAGUGGAUAAAGCUAGGAGUGGUUGCUCGACAGAAGAAGAAGGUUCACUUCUUCAAAGUCAGCCAACCUGUAGGCUAAGUGAAGUUUCAUCAGCAAAAGGAGCCUCAAAUCAAGCAGUUGUUAGAAGAAAGAAAAAAGAGAAGCAAAAUCUGAAAAAGAAGUUUGGGAGUCUUCGCUUCAGGGGCAGGUGGAACCCUCGUCUUCGCUCAUCACAACCGUCUCGCUCUGCAAGUUAUCGCUGUGACCUGUCCCACCACAGCCCCGCGACGGGAUGUCCUGGGACAUACCACAUUGUGGGUUCCCCUGGCUCCAGCAGGCAAUCCCCAAGAACAAGGCCAUUGUCUGCUGCCAGUCACCUCAUUGACUUGGCAAGUGUUCAUGACUUUGACAGAUUGUAUCCAGUGGAAGACAUGCAUGACAUCAUUGUCAGGGAAAGAGCAGAAGAAAUAAACUCAGGAAUAGAAGUUGAUGCAAGUCUUUUUGCAAGAAAUUUCCGACCUCACCACGAUGCUUCUGGUUCUGCUUUGGCGGAAGGAAGACUGAGGUGUUUCUGUUCUUUCAAUUCCGAUUCAGUGCUGAACACCCCAGAGUCUCCCACUGAAGACUACUCUGUACUGAUGAACAGUCUGGUACGACAGUUCCAGGGACCAAGAAGUGGAUCUGUCUGUGAUGGGCACAUGUCACCCCGCAUACACACUCAAGUUGACUUCAUCCACUGCCUUAUGCCCGACCUUGUUCACAUCAUGUCCUGCCCGUUUUACUGGGGAGUCAUGGAUAGGUACGAAGCCGAACGUUUACUGGACAAUAAGCCGGAAGGCACUUUCCUUUUGAGAGACAGUGCACAGGAGGACUUCCUGUUUUCUGUGAGCUUUCGACGUUACAAUCGGUCACUCCAUGCCCGGGUCGAACAGUGGAAUCACAGAUUCAGCUUUGAUGCUCAUGACCCAGCUGUGUUCUCUGCUCCAACGGUGUGUGCUUUGAUGGAGCACUACAAAGACUCAAGUCUGUGUAUGUUCUUUGAGCCCAUGCUUACAAGGCCUUUGCCAAGGAAUUUUGUAUUUUCUCUCCAGCACAUUUGUAGAUCUGUAAUUUGUGACAAGCUGAAGUAUGAUCAAAUUAGAGUCUUGCCAAUACCAAACAGUCUCAAACAAUUUUUACAAGUUUAUCACUACAAACAGAAAGUUCGUGUGCGGCAUUUUGAUGGGCCAGAAGUGGCAUAUGCUGAUACAAACUUAGUUAUAUAAGUUUGUGAAUUCAAAGCCUUCUCUCAAAUCAGGGCCACGGUGUUCAACACAUAGAAUUUGUAAGUUGAGCUUGUCCAAUUGAACUGAACUGUACAAACAUAUUUUCGAGAGCAUGCUCUGGUGAUGUUGGGUUCAAAUUAGUUUUAUUUUUACAAUGUGUUUCAUGGUUUAUCAUAUGUAAAUUAUGUAAAGUUCUGACCUUGAAAAAAAAAGGUUUAAAGGUUUUUGAUGUGAGGACAGGUAUGUAAUAUUUUUGCAUACAGGUGAUAAGUAUUGAAUACUGUCCACACAAAUGGGAUUGUUGCAACAAUGUUUGAAUACAGUAAUGAUGCAGUAUUAUUCUUGG